UGGGUUUUUGAUCCUCUUUCUCACGGGACAGAUGUAAACCCCAGUGUCUCGCUGCAGUGCUUUUAUACAGUGUAAUAAGAUUUUGAUCUAAUCCGAAAUCUGCACAACCACUGUGAAUUAAGGCGGGUAUUUCAGAACAAAUAAAUACAACAUUUAGAGUAUAAAGACCGGGUAGGUGUCAUAUACUCUGGUUGGAUUCAACAGAACAAAGGAGCUCGAGCGGGAAACCCUCCACUUGUUUGAAAAAGAGGAAACGCGCAGUCAUUGGCUGGCACUCAUGCGCUGACGUCACGUACUAACCAAUCACAAGGCCUGCGUCAUCUCGCACAAUGGGCUCGUGGCGCUCCAAUGCUUUAAAAUCGGGCGUUUGAGACAGAGAACAGCAUUUCCAGCGUUAGCAGGACAAAGAGAACAAACUCGCAGCAAUGGCAAGAACCAAGCAGACCGCUCGUAAAUCCACUGGUGGUAAAGCCCCGAGGAAGCAGCUCGCUACUAAAGCCGCUCGUAAGAGCGCUCCGGCCACCGGCGGCGUCAAGAAACCUCACCGCUACCGGCCCGGGACCGUGGCUCUGCGGGAGAUCCGCCGCUAUCAGAAGUCCACCGAACUGCUGAUCCGCAAACUGCCCUUCCAGCGGCUGGUGAGAGAAAUCGCUCAGGACUUCAAGACGGAUCUGCGCUUCCAGAGCUCCGCUGUCAUGGCCCUGCAGGAGUCCAGCGAGGCUUACUUGGUCGGUCUGUUCGAGGACACUAACCUGUGCGCCAUCCACGCCAAGAGGGUCACCAUCAUGCCCAAAGAUAUUCAGCUGGCCCGCCGCAUCCGCGGAGAGCGCGCUUAAACCGGCGUCUCAUUCAACCCACAACGGCUCUUUUAAGAGCCACCACAAAUGUGUCUAAAGAGUUGUUUUCCAGUCUUGAAUUAUUUAUGGUCAUAACUUCAUUGUUACUAAAAUAAACAUAAAAAAACCACCUGUUUUGAUCUACUUCAAAAUGUUUUCUAAUGUAUCUUUUUUUCAAAGUGGUACAAAAAUGAAUUUGAAUAAUGAAACCCACUUAUAUUUUGCUGUCACUGACUGUUGCCCUUUUAGGGGUGAUUUGCCCUCUCAGUUUUAAGGUGCUUUAUUGGGAUGACAAACAUUCUUACAUUUGUUUUGCAAAAGCAUUUGCAGGGAUUGCUGUUCAGUUAAAUCUGCAAAAUGGCACUACUGUUGAUUUGGAUGUGCGCAUGCUGAAUGAAAUCAUGUGGUUAGUAAACCUUAUGUUAUUGGGACAAAAUGUCUGGUAAUAUUUUAAAUCAUUCUCCUUGUGGGGGCAUGUUUGGUCCUGAUGAGUAAGUUGUACGGUGGCCGAGAGUGCUAGGAAUGUUUUUUAAUUGAAAAAAUGCAGAAAAUGUUCGGCGUGGGGAGAGAAUAUAGAUAGUAUCGUAUAAACAUCAUUGCGUCCACAACUUCUCGGCUAGGAUGUUCUUCAUUUAUAUUGUGGUUUGGGUUAAUACAGAUUGUUUAUAAAACUUAGUGGUUACAGUAAUGCCUGGAAAAUAAUGCAUGUCGGCUCUUCAGCUGAAGUCGGAAGAUGAAAAUCAUCACCUUUAUCACCAUUAGGUCUUUAGAGAAGCAAUGUGCUGAAUGGAGGUAUUUGGGUGAACUAGUAAUCCCAGUCGGGCCAGAUCCGGCCCACAUCUGGUACACG
Molecule: messenger RNA, 1686 nt
Organism: Pimephales promelas (fathead minnow)
Lineage: Eukaryota; Metazoa; Chordata; Actinopteri; Cypriniformes; Leuciscidae
Source: RefSeq, a predicted model, not a curated record